AUGGAUGGAGGACCGGGCGCAGCGGGGGGCGGCGGGCGCCAGGCGCCGGGAGCGCGUCCCCCGGGAGGAGGGCAGGGCGCCUGGGCCCCUCCCACUCGGCCCUUAGUGGCGAGUCCCGCCCCCGGGCCCGGCAGUGGCGCCGGGGCCCCGGCGAGUGUGCGCCGGAACUUCGACCACCGACGGCCGUGCGCGGGGACCGCGGCUGACCCGCCGGCGCCAUGCGCGCCCUGCCCUGCCUGCUGGGACCCCGGGGGCCGCUGCCGCUGGCCCUCCUGUGUCUCCUCGUCGCGGCGCGCGGGAGCUUGGCGGACGGCCAGCCCUCAGCUUCACCUUUUACAAGUCUACCCACCCAUGGAGAAAUGAUGACAAAGUAUUCUAACCUUUCCUUGGAGACUCCUGACAUAUCACUGACCGCUUCACCUUUUACAAGUCUACCCAUCAGAGAAGAAAUGAUGACAAAGUAUUCUAACCUUUCCUUGGAAAGUCAUAACAUAUCACUGACUGAACAUUCCCGUGUACCGGUGGAAAAAAAUAUCACUUUAGAAAGACCUUCUAAUAUACAACUCACAUGUCAAUUCACAACACAUAAGGAUGUGAAUUCAGUAAAUGUGACUUGGAAAAAAGGUGAUGAACUACUUCAGAAUUAUCUCCUCAAUGCAACAGGAAACAUCCUGUAUGCCCAGUACAUGUUUACCAUCAUUAAUAGUGAACAAAUGGGAAGCUAUUCUUGUCUCUUUGGAGAGGAAAAGGAACAAAGGGGUACAUUUCAUUUCAAAGUCCCUGAGAUUCAUGGAAAAAACAAACCAUUGGUUACUUAUGUGAGGGAUACAACUGUCUUGAUAUGUAAAUGUCAGCAUUGUUCUCCUUUAAAUUGGACCUGGUACAGCAGUAACGGGAGUAUACAGGUCCCUAUUGAUGUUCAAAUGAGCGAUAAGUAUGUGAUUGAUGGAACAAGUGCUACUGAAACGAGGCUGAAGAUAACGCAGCUUUCAGAGGGCGAUCAGGGGUCUUACUGGUGCCGCGCGGCGCUCCGGUUAGGCGAGAGGGAAGAGCGCGUGGAACUUGUGGUGCUGAGUUACUUGGUGCCCCUCAAACCGUUUCUUGGAAUAGUUGCCGAGGUUGUUAUUUUAGUGGCCAUCAUUCUGUUUUAUGAAACGUACACCCAGAAGAAAAAGAAACACAUAGAUGAUGGGAAAGAAUUUGAACAAGUUGAACAACUGAAAUCAGAUGAUAGCAAUGGUGUAGAAAAUAACGCCCCCAGGCACAGAAAAAAUGAAUCUGUGAGCCAAUGAACGCGAAACAUCACGUCGAGAGUCACAGGAAGAUGUACCAUUUGUAUUUCAGCUUUAUUUGUGCUUCCUGUUAAGAACAUCUGAGUUUUUGUUUUUAAAAGGAUGAAAAAUGUAUGCAACAUAUUGCUUAACAGUAGCUUUGUAAUAAUAUAUGCUCUCUGGGAUCUAAAGAUACAUUUUCAUUCUGUAAUUGUUUUUACAUUAAAGGAAGGUAAAUUAUG
Molecule: messenger RNA, 1513 nt
Organism: Suricata suricatta (meerkat)
Lineage: Eukaryota; Metazoa; Chordata; Mammalia; Carnivora; Herpestidae
Gene: EMB
Product: embigin
Exons: 10
Coding region: 219-1292 (357 amino acids)
Biological process (GO): homophilic cell-cell adhesion; dendrite self-avoidance; axon guidance
Cellular component (GO): plasma membrane; axon
Molecular function (GO): cell-cell adhesion mediator activity
Source: RefSeq, a predicted model, not a curated record